AUGAGAACUAUUUCAGAGGCAGAGAAGCAUUGGCGUCAACUCGACGACUUCCACUCCUUGACCGAUUUAAAGAUAGCAGUGUCCUCGCACAGGGAGCCCCAAAUCACUGCCGGACUCCGAUCCAUCUGCUGGAAGAUCUUCCUCCUAUUUAAGACCUUAGACCGCAAGAUAUGGCUCAGUCUCCUGGACGAGGCACGCACGACCUACAACUCCCUUCGCGCGCACAAUCUACGCGCCAUAGAACAUCCGGAUGAAUUCGAGUCCUCCGUCGACCCGCUAAGCGAAAAUGAAGAGUCCCCGUGGGUAGCUCUUCGAGCCGACGAGACCCUCCGCGCGGAAAUCUUCCAAGACAUCGAACGAUGCAUGCCCGAAAACGUGUACUUCCGGCAGCCGGCCACGCAGAACAUGAUGCUGGAUAUACUUUUCGUGUGGUGCAAGAUGCAACCUGAGAUUGGAUACAGACAGGGUAUGCAUGAGAUACUGGCGCCGCUGCUCUGGGUGGUUGAGAGAGACGCCGUGGACACAACAGAGCUCAAGAACAGGGGCGUAGACCACACCCUAGCGGAGAUGGUAGAUUCCAGGUACAUUGAGCACGAUACAUUUGCCCUGUUUCGAUUGAUCAUGCAGACUGCAAAGUCAUUCUACGCACCAGCGGAAACCGGUUCGACCACGAAAGAUACCCCCAUGCUCGCCCGGAGCUCCAGGAUAUUCGACAGAUACCUCCCAAGGGCGGACCCAGGACUAUCUGCGCAUUUGGUCAAACUAGAAAUCGUACCUCAGAUUUUUCUACUGCGCUGGAUACGGCUGCUCUUUGGGCGGGAAUUCCCUCUGGACUCUGUUUUGAACAUGUGGGAUGCUCUCUUCGCCAUCGAUUCCACCCUAGAACUGGUUGACAUGAUCUCGAUUGCCAUGCUGCUUCGCAUACGCUGGGAUUUGGUAGCCGCAGACACAAACGAAGCAUUUUCGCUUCUUCUGCGCUAUCCAAAGCCCGACGUGCCUGCUUACACUUUCAUCAAAGACGCAUUAUACCUCAGAGACCAUCUGACUCCUGAAGGCGGUGUCGAAAUCAUUACGCGGUACGGCAAAAAGGCACCAGUAAUCGAAACCAAACCCACUCCAACUAUCCGCGUACCAUCUCCCUCGCCAUCGUACGCUUCAAGUCGCACGAGGCAGAGCGUGGGGUCGCCGCGGAACUUUGUCAGUCAGCAAGGCGCGGGCUUAGAAGCACUGUUCCAGGGCGCUGCAAAGAAUGUGUUGGAGCGCGGAUCCCAAUGGGGUGUUGGAAAAGCGAUACGCGACGCAGUAGGCGAAGUUCGGAAGAACGUUGAAGCUAUUCAGUCUGGAGGGGCAUCAGGGCACAUCUCCCCCAGAUCUGGAGGACGGGAAUAUCGCAAGCCUGCGCAAAUUGCAACGGCAGCAGCAAGCAAAAGACCUGGGCUCGAGCGCAUGCAGUCAGGCAAUGCAAUCAAGAAGAUUGAGAGCUUAGAACGGAGAAGUCAGAACCUAGCGAAGAUGCUUGAAAGCGCUAUGGCCGAGCUGUGGGACUACCAUAAAGAGAGGAGCGAGGAUGGGAAGGAGAGUAAAGAGGCGAUAGAGGCAUUGAGUUUGGCCAUUGCCAAAAUCCAAUUCGUGCAGGUCUACCUCGAAGACUCCUCGAUACCCUUACCGAACGACGAAUCCACCGACCAGGCAGCCGCCGUUAAUGCGUCUACGAACCUUACAUCUCCUCAGGCACUAUCCCCGCCGGUGCCAGAGCGGACAUCAAGCGCACCUCCUACUGCUAGUGCCUCGCACCCGCGGCCAAGCUCGUCAGCGACCGACAAAUCCUCUUUACUAAACCCGCGGCCUACCUCUCCCCAGUCACCGCAAGCAUCAUCGAAGCUGUCACCACGCACACGCCCGCUUCUCACUUCAUCAUCUUUCUCGUGGAUGCUAGGGCAGGAAGCAACGGCCUCGACCUUCGCUUCUCAUACCACACAUACCGCUUUUCCGUCUGACGAAAAGCGGCGGAUGAAAGGCAAAGGUUUCUUAUUCGGCGAUGAAGAUGAACCAGAUAACCCGGUAAAAGAGAAGAGGGGCAGUGUGACUGGGAAAGGCGGAAAGGGGAAGAACAACGUCGAACCAGAGGUUGAAGAGGAGAUUAUCGAUCUGGAGGAUGUGGGGAAGAGGGGGGCUGUCAGCUGA
This is a messenger RNA of Trematosphaeria pertusa, 2184 nucleotides long. RefSeq names its product RabGAP/TBC. The record is from RefSeq and is a predicted model, not a curated record. Gene Ontology annotation, biological process: activation of GTPase activity. Lineage: Eukaryota; Fungi; Ascomycota; Dothideomycetes; Pleosporales; Trematosphaeriaceae. Gene Ontology annotation, molecular function: GTPase activator activity. Bases 1 to 2184 code for a protein of 727 amino acids. The transcript has 5 exons.